Messenger RNA from Anopheles nili, 1842 nucleotides. RefSeq names its product gonadotropin-releasing hormone II receptor. Lineage: Eukaryota; Metazoa; Arthropoda; Insecta; Diptera; Culicidae. The transcript has 6 exons. Bases 1 to 1842 code for a protein of 613 amino acids. Gene Ontology annotation, biological process: neuropeptide signaling pathway. The record is from RefSeq and is a predicted model, not a curated record. Gene Ontology annotation, cellular component: membrane. Gene Ontology annotation, molecular function: corazonin receptor activity.
AUGAACGUUACGACGACUCAGCUCAAACCGGUGAUUUGUCGACAGCUUUGGUUGAGCUUCUGGAAAUCCUGCUCCGUACUGCAGACCUUAUCGUGGGACCGUUGCACCACCACGACGAUGUUUGAGCCGUUCCCGGGAAAUGGCACGUUUACGAUGGAAAACUACACCUCACCGAUGGCGGCUCCCGAAGCCCAACACCAGCAUCUUUUGCACCAAUACCAGCAGUACCAACACCAGCCGGCAACCUUCUGGAGCAAUGCCACGGUCAAUCUGGGCCUGGGUCUAGCAUCAGCCAUCCGACAUCGCCAGCAUCACCUGCAACAACCCGCCAGCAACCUGAGCGCGGCCAGCAACGAAAGCCUCGCCACGUUACUGCUACAUCCGGGCGUCCAUCAACUUUCCAGCGGGUUAGUAACGCUGGUUGGUGACAUCGUGGGUCAUCAGUCACCCUACGGUACGAUCCUGUCCCGCGAGGAGUGCGAUCGGCUCAACAUCAGCUAUGCGUUCGAGAAUGGCAGUGCGUUAGCCGUGCCGGGGUUGAGCUGUUACGAGCACGCACCAACACUCUCGAAAUCGGGCGUUAUCCGCGUGAUCGUGCUGUCUGCGAUGGCGAUCGUGUCCCUGCUCGGUAAUGUCGCCACCAUGUGGAACAUCCAGAAGAACCGGAAGUCACGGCGUGUGACGCGCCACAACUGGAGCGCGAUCUAUUCGCUCAUCUUUCACCUGUCGAUCGCGGACGUGCUGGUGACGGGAUUCUGUCUCAUCGGUGAAGCGGCCUGGUACUACACCGUGGACUGGGUCGCUGGGAAUCUGCUGUGUAAGCUGUUCAAGCUGUGCCAGAUGUUUAGCCUGUACCUGUCCACGUACGUGCUGGUGCUGGUCGGUGUUGAUCGCUGGGUUGCGGUUAAGUAUCCGAUGAAAUCGCUCAACACCGCCCGGCGUUGCCAUCGGUUCCUGUUCGUGGCGUAUCUGUUGUCCUUUCUGCUCAGCACACCACAGUGGAUGAUAUUUCGGGUGGCGAAAGGACCGUUCGUGGAGGACUUCUACCAGUGUGUGACGCACGGUUUCUACACCGACCGGUGGCAGGAGCAGCUCUACACGACCUUCACGCUGGUGUUUAUGUUCAUCAUCCCGCUGCUGAUACUGAUCGGCACCUAUCUGUCCACCUUCAUGACGAUCUCAAGCAGCGAGAAAAUCUUCCGCAUCGAGACGGCCACCGUCGACCGGACGACGUACUACCGGCGGUCGGACACGAACCGGCAACGAUUGAUACACAAGGCCAAGAUGAAGUCCUUACGCAUCUCGGUCGUCAUCGUGGUGGCGUUCAUCGUGUGCUGGACACCGUACUACAUCAUGAUGCUGAUAUUCAUGUUCCUCAAUCCGACCGAGCGUUUCGGCGAGGACCUGCAGUCGGGCAUAUUCUUCUUCGGCAUGUCGAACAGCCUGAUCAACCCGCUCAUCUACGGUGCGUUCCAUCUGGUGCCGAUCCGGCAGCGCCGCAAUCAGUACAAUCAACAUGUAAGGGAAGGCUCUGUGUACUUUCAACGGUCGUCCACCUUCAACCAUCACAAUGGCCACCAGCGGAACCUCAAUCCGCACGUCAAGUUCUCCAACUCGCACUCGAACCUGCCCGAGGAGAUAUCGCUCAUGUCGCUGGAAAAGGAUCUUCGCAGUCUGGAUGAGAACGUGAACCAGAUCCACCACCAGAAGGGUGCGGGUGGUACCGGGCGAGUGGCCGGACCCGUCGGUGGUGGAGCGGGACGGAUCAAGCGGCGCAGCUUCACCAGCAAGUUUCUUUCGUUUUCCCGCCUGCUGCACCGGAACCGCCCCACGAAGCUGUAA